Plectropomus leopardus (leopard coralgrouper) is the source of this 1380-nucleotide messenger RNA. RefSeq names its product ring finger protein 115b (gene rnf115b). The record is from RefSeq and is a predicted model, not a curated record. Gene Ontology annotation, biological process: protein ubiquitination. Gene Ontology annotation, molecular function: ubiquitin protein ligase activity. NCBI's taxonomy places the organism in Eukaryota, Metazoa, Chordata, Actinopteri, Perciformes, Serranidae. Gene Ontology annotation, cellular component: cytoplasm.
AGAUGGCGGAGGCUGCGGACACACCACAACACCGGUUUUUCUGUCACUGCUGUAAAAGUGAAACAAACCCCAAACUCCCGGAUUUUAUCUGUCCGAGAUGUGACUCUGACUUCAUUGAGGAAGUGACAGAAGACUCCAGUCUCCUGCAGAACAGCACAUCAGCAGCCAGUGACGAUUCAAACUCGUUGUUCUCAGACUUAUGGCAGCUGCUGUUCAUGGAGCGCUCUGCUCUGCUGUCACAUCCGCCCUCCUCAGAGUCCGACCCCGAUGACAGCGAGCAGGUAUCUGCAGGUCAGAGCCUUCCGUCUCCAGAGUCGCCAGGCUCCUCCGACGCCGGAGAACCAGAGUCUUCCUCCCAGCCUGAACAAGAGAGGUCAUCCAGGUCGGAGCAAAGGCCUGCAGUGGAAGGGAUCGUGCAGCAGUUCUUGGCCGGCCUGUUUAGCAACAGCGGAAACCCCGGUGCUGCCCCAGCUGCUCUAUCCAGCAUGCUACAAUUGCACUCAAACCCUGGAGAUUAUGCAUGGGGUCAGGGAGGUCUGGACGCGGUCAUCACAGAGUUGUUAGGACAGUUGGAGAGCACAGGUCCUCCCCCAGCGGAAAAGGAGAUGAUCUCAUCCCUGCCAACAGUUUGCAUCUCUCAAGAACAGACAGACUGCAGACUGGAGUGUCCUGUUUGUAGGGAGGAGUAUUCAUCGGGGGAAUCUGUUAGAAAGCUCCCCUGCCUCCAUUACUUCCACAGUGAAUGUAUAGUGCCGUGGCUGGAGCUGCAUGAUACCUGCCCGGUGUGCCGAAAAAGCCUAGAUGGUGUUGACAACAGCCUCCCGCCCACAUCAGAGCCCCCAGAGGCUCGCUCCAUCAGGACAGAGCAACAGGAGAGGCAGGCGAUCUGAGAAACAGGCCAAGCAACUCUACCUCCUUUACUGUUUUCAAGAGACUCGAUUCUCACCUCAGACUUUUGCCUCCGCAUCGACUGCUUCCAAAAAAAAAUACAGUACAUGCAUCACAGUCAAAACUUGCAGCUUCAACUCUCCCUUCAUCAUCCCUGAUGAGGAGCUUUUGGUUUUCUUCACCAUCUUUAAGCCACACUACACACAAAAGGACCGUGCAGUUUGCAGAAGAGAUUCAGAGGUGAUGUGUCCUUCUCGCUACACUGCCCUCUUAAGUGCUUUUCUGAAUGACUGACUUUGAUGUCGUGAACUAAUCACCACUGAGCUGCCAGUGGUUGUCAAAAUGAUGGGUAUUCACAGAGUUAUGAAGUAACACUGUUGCAUUAAGGCUUUCAAUCAGACGAUUUCCUCACGCAGAGUAUUUUGUUUUUCCACCCAGUCUGAUUCAGCGUUGAUCUCCUCUCUAUAUUAAAGCCUAACCCUGUGAUCCCCA